AUGGCAAAGCAUGAGACGAUGGUCGAGGUGGCCAAGGACGACGAACUGCAGCAGUAUUUACAGCUCGAGGCUUAUGGUGGUAAGUACCUGACAGCACAGGAAAUUCUCUUGAUGCAACUUUUUCAUUCUGCAGCUGAUGUGACUACAUUAUCAUCCAAUUCUGGAGUCAAUGACGCAAGUUCGGACUUGAGUGUAUCAACAUCGUCCGGGCUCCUCACGUCUCCUAAAGAUUUAGCACCGACUCCAUUAGGCUCCAAGAGCUCAAUAGCACUGAUGGGUAAACAUGCAGCAGGAGGCGUUACACCACCUGUUAGCACGACACCAAAGCGUCAGGUCUCAUCGGACAGAGCGAGGGUGCAGAGUUUUCUAGCUCAGCGCUCGUCCACGUCAAGUGUUGGAGCCAGUAAUAAUGCAACAGGUACAAGUGCAGCUACAACACCUGGUGGUUCUAAACCUACCAUGUCGGCGGUGGAGCGAGCCAAGUUGUUGAUGGCUAAGAAGACUGGAGGAACGGCAAGGACGGCUGGACUUUCAACGGCUGUGAAAAGAACAAACCCCUUAACGGACAUUCUAAGAGGAGGGUCUGGUAGUAUUGUAGGCGGGGUGCAUAAUGUAAAACGACCGAGGAGUAUCAAGAGUGACAAGCCAGGUGAGAUUAAAAUCCAGGGUGGACGCACGUCGAUCCAAUUACCACUCGAGAGUUUUUUAAGAAACGAAGACUGGGACUCGGCCACAGGAACCCCACUCGAUAUAGUUCUUCCGGAAGCGGCUUUUGCUACGAAUAACACGCUGAUUAUUCAUGCAACAAUGCCGCAAAGGUCGCCUCGUUGCUGUUUCAAUAUCAGCACGCAGGCGAGUAUGCUCAGCGGUGCACCGUACCCUGGCACGGUGCUAUACCACUUUAACCCGCGAUAUCAGAGAGGAGGACAUAUCAUUCAAAACAGCAACAUUGACGGACGAUGGGGCUGCUCGCAAGCACUGAAUCGCUUUCCAUUGACAUUUGGCGAGCCAUUUACCCUGCGUUUAACGAUUGUGUCUACUGGUUUUCUCGUAUUUAUUGAAGAAAUCUUUCAGGAUGAAUUUAACCACCGUGUACCUAUCCGCGAAGGUGAGAACCUUGUGCUGACGGUUCCUACCCGUGAUGAAAAUGGAAACCCGGAGGGCGUUAUUGUUCACAGCGUCUGGUGGGGCCACGCUGAAGUUCCGCCUAAUCUUGAUACUCGUCGGCGGGGAAGCAAUGGUGGUGGAUAUCGGGGACGAGGUCUUGAAGGCGAUCGUGGAGGCUACCGUGGUGGAAACCCUGGUCGAGGCGGCGAUCGUUUUCAUCCCACUCCUCAUCCAUUUGAGGUGUACGUUGGCAAUCUUCCACAAGGGACUUCACGCGAAGAGCUUUCGUUUCUGUUUCAGUAUCUGGGGUACGAAACCGUUCGCAUUACUGCUCGUGGGUUUGGCUUUGUGACGCUACGUAGCGCAGAGGAUGUGAAUCGAGCUGUAGAAGACCUGGAUGGGAAGGAGUUCAAUGGGAUGAAAUUACGUGUGUCGUGCGCACUUCCUCCAAAAUAA
Messenger RNA from Peronospora belbahrii, 1563 nucleotides. The record is from the annotation of a GenBank genome assembly. NCBI's taxonomy places the organism in Eukaryota, Oomycota, Peronosporomycetes, Peronosporales, Peronosporaceae.